CUAAAUCUCACUUUCUGCAACCUGGCGGCUUUGGAGCUGUUAACUCACCGCUGACAGUCAUUAAACUUCAGUCAUGAUAAGAAACGAGGUUUUCUCCUGUUUUGUUUUCUACGCGGUCCUGCUGGUGAUCAAAAUGUACACCAUCGCGGUCAUAACGGGACAAGUCAGGCUGCGCAAGAAGGCUUUUGCCAACCCAGAGGACGCGCACAGACACGGAGGGUUGCAGUUUCACAGAGAGGAUCCAUAUGUGGAAAGAUGCCGGAGGGCUCACCUGAACGACUUGGAGAACAUCCUGCCCUUCCUUUUCCUGGGGGCUGUCUACUCCUUGACCGGACCUUCGCUAACAGUGGCUCGUUUUCACUUUGUCGUGUUUUUUCUCGCCCGUGUUUUGCACAGCCUUGCCUACCUGUUGGCUUUGCAAGCACCUACCCGCUCUCUGGCCUACACUGCUGCUCAGGUACCCUGUGUUUCCAUGGCUGUGCAGAUCCUCAUGUCAGUGGCAGCUUACGCCUAGCAUUUAAAGACUUUUGGAGAAAAGAAAACCAGAAAACUCUUUGGAAAUCAUCAGAGGGGUUAACUACGGGUUCCUUUGGAAAGACAGUUGGAGUGCAAUAUAAGGUGUUGAUUUACGCCUGUCUCUUUUUUCUUUUCUUUUUUUUUUAAAGUAAGAAAAUGUCAGUAUUUUAUUAUGUUUAAAAAAUGUGAUAUCUUAACAUAUUUUGAAGUAUAAUGUUACAAUGCCAUGGACUGUUCUAGUGUACCUAAUGAAGUUUGUUGCUGAUCUGAAAAAAAAAAAAGAUUAUUUGAAACCUUUUAUAAAUACAGUUUUUGUUUCAAAGCCAAUUUGGGCUGUUUUUUUGUACAGUGGCUAAAAGGCACAAAUAAAAAGUACUGCAAACAAAAAUUUGGACCAGGACACAAAAUGUAUGCAAAGAAGCAAAGUUACUGCAAAUACAUAAAUGAUGCUAAGGAAAAAAUGACUGAAUGACUGAAAUACUCCAGACCACUAGAGGGACAUGAUCAUCUGCUCAUUUGGAAUAGGACCCCAAGUAAAGACAUAAAAAGGAUUCUCAGAGAUAGAAGCUCCUUCCAAAUUGUGCAAAGUAAAUAGUAAGAACACUGUCCAGGGUAGGAAAGAGAUUCAGACUGCUGUGCAGUUUGCAGCCUUAUGGCCGUUAUUACACGGUGGACACACACAUGAACCAGGCUGGUCAGAUCGGGAGUAAACCUUUUCUGUAGAAGAACUACAAAGAACAGAAGUUACACAAAGUUCUAAUCAAUAAAACCCAAAAUCUUUGCAUAUGACACACGGGGUACAUGUCACCAAAUGUUGUAUUUUAGUUCAACCCCACGAGGAGGAGUGUGGAAAACCGUGGACGGUCUGCUAUAUUAAGGGCCGUCCCUGCAUAAGUGCAGACUUGCUGGAAUUUUUGCAGUGGGUGUAACAGCGGACUCAAGGCGUAAGAAGCACCUGCAUUGAAAUUUAAGUUCCACCAGUUAGCUGUAUCUUUUUGACGCUGACAGAAAUCUCUUUGAAAUGGUUUUAUUGGGCAGUAUAAACUUAUUUUUAAGAAAGUUGCAAAUGCUUGAUUUCACGGCAACCUGCACCAUGGCGCUACAGCCGUACACAUGACAUCACUGUGUUGCCAUAGUAACGACUGCUUUCCUUUACCAGUGGAGGGAGGGGCUCCCAUUCUCAUUCAAUAGUUAAGGGGUAGUGUUUAAGGGGAGGUUUGGGAUUGGACCCCUUGGCUGAUGCAGACUCGCUAUUUGAGUGUUCCUCUUACCCUACACAAUAUAUGGUUUGGGACAACCCUUAAUGUGGCGGACCCUUUGUAAGAACGUUCAAUUGGAUGGUUAGUGCAUAUAUGUGGUGUUUUAGGGGUCAGUUUGGGAUUGGGUCGAGGUAUUCGUAUUUACCCUUUGUAAUGUCUAUGGUCUGGUCCCAUAGGAGCUGAUGAUCGUCUCCUCCUAGCUGUCUGGAUCUCUUAACUUGCAGUUAUUUUGGCUACUUGCAGCAUUUUUCUUUUGCAUGCGUUUUGUGUGUUAGUCUAUUUUUAGUAUUUGCUGUACUUUAAUGUAUUUGCAGUGAUUAAGCCCUCCUCUGCCCUGACCUUUCCUGUGUUUACACUGAAGAAAAGGGCGCCAUUAAUGUGUUUUUGUAUACUUAUCAUUGCAUAGUCUGUUACCUUUGUGUGUUUUAACUUUAUUGUUAAACCUUGUUUAGAUACUACACUCAGCAACAUUAAAAUGGGUCCUGACAGAG
Molecule: messenger RNA, 2266 nt
Organism: Cyprinodon tularosa
Lineage: Eukaryota; Metazoa; Chordata; Actinopteri; Cyprinodontiformes; Cyprinodontidae
Gene: ptges
Product: prostaglandin E synthase
Exons: 3
Coding region: 74-514 (146 amino acids)
Biological process (GO): prostaglandin biosynthetic process
Cellular component (GO): membrane
Molecular function (GO): prostaglandin-E synthase activity
Source: RefSeq, a predicted model, not a curated record